Messenger RNA from Malania oleifera, 1746 nucleotides. RefSeq lists its product as uncharacterized. The coding region runs from base 356 to 1378 and encodes 340 amino acids. The transcript is spliced from 4 exons. Lineage: Eukaryota; Viridiplantae; Streptophyta; Magnoliopsida; Santalales; Ximeniaceae. The record is from RefSeq and is a predicted model, not a curated record.
UGUGGUUUUAAGAACUAAUUACUCUUCUCUCUCUCUGUCUCCGAAUCCCUCGCCUGUUCGCAGUGACUAGGCCGCCGAGUCUCCUGCUCGCGCUGCGGUGGUGCUCCGCUUGAUCUGGUGGUGCGCGGCGGUGCUCUGCUCUCUCCUCUCUCUCUCUCUCUCUCGUGCCUGUUGGCAGUGACCAACUAACAGACCUAUGUGUCUGCUCUCAUUUUUAAAGAAUCGUUCAUGUGUGGAUAAUCAUCCAUCCAAAAAAUAUACAUAACAAAUUUUUUUGGGUGAUGAGAUGAUCAGAGGCCAAAAAGUUUGAAAAUCUGUUGCUGCAAGGCCAUAGAACUCGGUUGUUGCAACUCUCAUGGCGACGACUUUACCCACUAAUGCUACCACCACCACCACCACCACAAGCAACAGAACGACGACAACCGUCUCUUCCAUGUUUCUAAAAUCGGUGUAUUUGCAUGAUUGGUGGCUGGUCAAAGCUAACAACAAAAGAUUGGCUGUGGGAGGUUUUGCUUAUAGAGGGAGUCAAGGAAUAAGGGGAUUUUACUCUGCAGCGAUUGCCAAGAGACAUGAUGCCACCACUCUUGAGACAAUAGAUGGCGUCACAAUUGUGAUAAGUGGUUUAAUAAACAGGUCUCGGACAUAUCAAAAUGGUUUUCCAUCUGAGAUUUGCAUUCCUUUCCUUCUUGGAUUUCCAUUCCACUGGGAAACAUACGCUUGUCAAUGUCUUGGGGAAGAGUCUACCAACAGAUGUGAUUCAUCAAAAACUGCGUUUGAUGAGUUUAAGAUGUCUCCAGGCGGUAGUGAGGAAAAGUUCCGACCAGUUUCUUUUUGUGAUCUUCCAGUGACUCGGAUACAUGAUCUUUGUAUGUCCACUACAGAUUCUGAGAAUUGUCUGCAAACAAGGAAAAUUUUUAAUGAGAUGUUGGGAAAAUUCAGUGGCAAUACAGCCAAGCAUACUGGAGCAUCGAUUUAUUCAAACAAGGAAAGUAUUAGUCCAGCAACUGGGAAUCCUGUGCGGAGUGAAACUCCAGUUAACUGUAAGCAGGCAAAGGUUAAGCAGAAGUGCAAAGUUGGUGAUCAAAUCCUAGAUACGAAGAAGACACACUCAGAAGAAUUUGAUAAAAUCGUUUCUCGAUCUAUGAAGAGUGUAGAAAUCACUAGCGUGACCAAAGGUGUUUUCACAAGAAGCAUGACUAGGUUGAGGAAUUCAAGAAAUAUGGCAGCUGAUCGUGUUUUAUCUAACUCUUUAAUGAAGCAUGGAACUAGUAUUCAGGCUUCUUCACCAAAAGCCAGUGGAAAGCAGCGAGGAAGCAUGAUAAUUGGUUCUUUUAAACGUGAACCAUUUAACAAGAUUAUCAAAAAAAAGAAGGCAUGAGGCUGAAGAAUCUGGAAAAAGACAAGAACUAUGAGGGGCUUUUGCAACCAAUUCUUGCUGUAACCGAAAACUUAUGGUGUAGUUUAAUGGAUUUUGGUCCUGUAAUGAAUGCUGCAAAUAAUGAAAGUAUGUGUAAGGCUAAUUUUGGGUGAAGUUUAGGUAGUUUGCCUUUGUUGUAUUGUCGUCUUCAUUUAUUGGUUCUUUUGAUUUUCUAGUUUGCUUCUACACAAAAUAUAUGUCUUCUCAUCAGUUGUAACUUGUAAGACUGAAAAGACUUGGGGCUUAGUUUAUGUUUCCACUCAUGUUUUGCGUAACAUUCAAGCUCUGUUAUUUAAACAGAAAAAUGCUGCAAAUAUUGGUGUGGUUUA